GCGGGAUUCCAGAGUAGGGCUCCAUGCCAUGACUUCUCUGAACACGCCCCAGAUAGAUGAGCCAGAUAGCCUAUAUAGAUCCUGCUGGUAGCAACAACAAAAAAAACAGCGAGAAGGAGAUAAUCGCACUACAGCACUUGCUCAUCCUCCGUUUUACCUGUGACACCCUCGCAAUGAUAAAACGGCACAGCAAAGGGGCCACGCAGGGGAGUUUACGGAUAUCAUUAGCCUACAGCUAAGACUAGCCUAGUAUAUAAAAUAAUAGGCCUAUCUGUUGGGGAUAUUCGUUUGUACCGACUUGAAGUAAUUUUGGAUAACUUGGACAGUGACUAUCAGAGAAUAUAUAUUCAUCGCUUUCUCUUACACACUGCAUGAAGCUGAGAGUGGAAGCACCAUGAGUCGAAAAACUAGACGCUGGAUUUUUCGGGUUUUGCUUUGCCUUGGGAUUGUCUAUUUGAAAAUCGGUGGCUUUUCAUCGGUGGUCGCGCUAGGUGCGAGUAUAAUCUGUAACAAGAUUCCCGGUUUGGCUCCCCGACAGCGGAUAAUCUGUCAGAGUCGCCCGGAUGCCAUUAUCGUCAUCGGAGAGGGAGCACAAAUGGGGAUAAACGAGUGUCAGUUUCAGUUCAAAAAUGGGCGCUGGAACUGCUCUGCGCUUGGAGAAAGGACGGUCUUCGGAAAAGAGUUGAAAGUGGGCAGUAAAGAGGCCGCGUUCACCUACGCCAUCAUAGCGGCCGGCGUUGCCCACGCCAUUACUGCAGCCUGUACUCAGGGAAACCUGAGUGACUGCAGCUGUGACACAGAGAAGCAGGGUUUCUACAGUAAAGGCCAGGGCUGGAAGUGGGGCGGCUGUUCAGCAGACAUCAGCUAUGGCCUGGGCUUCUCCAAGGUGUUCGUGGACGCCAGAGAGGUCAAACAGAAUGCCAGGUCUCUCAUGAACCUGCACAACAACGAAGUGGGACGCAAGAUCCUGGAGAAGAACAUGCAUUUGGAAUGCAAGUGUCAUGGUGUUUCGGGCUCGUGCACCACCAAAACCUGCUGGACGACACUUCCCAAGUUCCGCGAGCUCGGCUACAUUCUCAAAGAGAAGUACGCCCAUGCUGUGCACGUGGAACCAGUCAAAGCCAGCCGCAACAAGCGGCCCAAAUUCCUCAAGAUCAAGAAGCUCUACUCCUACCGGAAACCCAUGGACACAGACCUGGUGUACAUGGAGAAGUCCCCUAAUUACUGCGAAGCGGACCCGAUGACGGGCAGUGUUGGGACGCAAGGCCGGCUGUGUAAUAAGACUGUUAUGCAGCAGAUCAGCGGCUGUGACCUGAUGUGCUGCGGACGGGGGUACAACACACACCAGUACUCCCGUGUGUGGCAGUGCAACUGCAAGUUCUUGUGGUGCUGCUACGUCAAGUGCAACACCUGCAGCGAGAGGACAGAGGUGUACACCUGCAAAUGACAAGAUUUAUUGGACCGUCAGAUGUGUGUGUGUAUUUGUGUGUGUGUGCAUAGUGGAUUUCUUUUUUACUAAUGGAUAGAUGCUGUCUUUGCAGAAAUAGACAUUGAGGAACUAUAAGCGGAAGAUGGAACAACAGCGAUUUUGUUUGCACACAAUGCUCCUCCUCCCCUCUCAAUAUACAUGUACUGGGAUGCUUGCAUUCGCUGGUGACAUAAGGAGCUGUGUGCGAUGGUGCAACACAUCACCAUAAAGGGAAACACUGUGUCUUGGAAGCCAGGAUGGGACAGCCUCAGGACAUGAACUAUAAGACACUGAGCUGCCUACCUGCCUGCCUACCUGGAUGGAUGUGUACUAGCUACUUACUGUUGACUGUAGAGCUAAUGGAUUCUCCAACGCUCAACAUGAAUCAAUGCUGGAUAUAAUGCUGGACUGUGCUACUACUGUAGUUCUCUGUACCUGUAGCUCAAUAGGACACGCUAUGCACAAAUGAAAUUAAAGAGCCAUCUGGAAUAUUUAACAUACUGUAUUUAGAGACAAAAUAAUAAUAUUAAUUUAUUUUAUAAAGAAACUACUGAUUUUGUCCGUUAUGGAGCAAGUCUUAAUUGUGUAGAUAAUGGGUGGUUCCCCCAAUUAGAGUUUGUUAUUGGUUUGUUUGUUGCAAUCAAACAUAGAACAUACAUACACUGGAAUGAGUCAGCCUGGAAUUUUCCUCUGUGGAAUAUUAUGUCCCUCAUAUUGUUCCAGGUUAGGCUUGUAAUAGGCUCCUGACAUUGACUUUCUCAUGAGUUUGGGCUAAUCUGAAAUCCUAUUCCCUUUAUAGUGUCUCUGACCAAAAGUAGUGCACUAUAUGGGGACUAUGGUGCCAUUUCAAAUGUGGCUUUAGUCUUCCUUCUGUUUGCUGCUAGCCUGGAGAGUCCCUCACUGUGGUCUAAGGGCAUCAACACUACUGUCUGUGUUAAAUGACAAUGCUCACCUCAAGCUGACUAAAUUUAACAAGACAUAUUCAACCAGACACUCUUUUUGGUAAAUACUGGUAAAGAGAGUAUAUUUUGUUAAAGCCUAUUUUUAUAUGAAUGUCUUAUUUAUACUAUUUCUUCUGGCAUAAUUCAAUUUCAAGCUCUUCCCUCUUUAUCCCUCUGUAAAAUCCUUGUGGAAAAAUGUGUGAUCUUGUUUUCGCCACUGGUGUCACCUCACUGCCAUUGUUGUAUACUGUAUGUGAUUGGAACCCUGAGUUUAUCCCUGUGAGUAUAUGGCUGUGUUCAAACUGCUCUGUUUACUGCAUUUCAUGACUGGUAUGGUUGGAAUACAGGAACAGGAUAUGACUAACAAA
Molecule: messenger RNA, 2777 nt
Organism: Salmo salar (Atlantic salmon)
Lineage: Eukaryota; Metazoa; Chordata; Actinopteri; Salmoniformes; Salmonidae
Product: protein Wnt-7a
Biological process (GO): positive regulation of JNK cascade; cell fate commitment; canonical Wnt signaling pathway
Cellular component (GO): extracellular region
Molecular function (GO): cytokine activity; frizzled binding
Source: RefSeq, a predicted model, not a curated record